Molecule: messenger RNA, 7301 nt
Organism: Rhineura floridana
Lineage: Eukaryota; Metazoa; Chordata; Lepidosauria; Squamata; Rhineuridae
Gene: PIGN
Product: phosphatidylinositol glycan anchor biosynthesis class N
Exons: 30
Coding region: 585-3389 (934 amino acids)
Biological process (GO): GPI anchor biosynthetic process
Cellular component (GO): endoplasmic reticulum membrane
Molecular function (GO): mannose-ethanolamine phosphotransferase activity
Source: RefSeq, a predicted model, not a curated record
CUUGACCAGGUGCCUGGGAGAAGGGUGUAACUUCCCACUGCAGCAGAUUAAACCGUUCUUUGCCAAUCUGAGAGUUGGAUAAAAGGCUUUUGUGAUUAGUUGAUCUUAAGUACAUAACACAGGACUGGGCUGCAGGGUUAUCGCAAACUAUUCCCUCAGCUUCAGCCCCCAAUAGAAUGGGAAUAACAGUACUGGCCGACAUGGCACAGUUGUUGUAUACCACUCAUUUACUAACAAUGUAAAAUGGGUAUUUCAGACCAAACAGGAAGCUGUAAGAGACUCGUGUCGCUCUAUAGUUUUUUGGUCUCUAUAAGGAUAUACGGUUCUUGGGGCGGGAAUAGUAUACCUGUUUGACUGGGUUUCACCUGAGCAUUGACUAGAGAUGCACGAUUGACAGAGCAGACUCGGUUCUUCUCGCUCCGUUUCGCCAGGGAUCUCGCGAUGCUUUCCUGCGAUCCGAGCGCGCUGGGAUGCUUGGUAGGGGUAAAGUGCUUUCUACUGAAUGAAAUGCCCUCCCUUGUCCUUAACAUGGCUGCAACCAUAUCUACUCAGAACGUUGGAGUCUUCUUUGACAGCCUAUCACUAUGAAUAUGCAGAUCUUUAUAGUGGCUGGUCUCCUGGUACAUUGUGUGUUCCUGAUCUCAAUUUUUGACAUUUACUUCACCUCUCCUCUGGUCCAUGGCAUGACUCCCCAUCAUACACCCCUGCCACCACCUGCACAGCGCUUAGUACUUUUUGUUGCCGAUGGUCUGCGUGCGGAUUCGCUUUAUGAAGUGGAUGACAAUGGCACUUCCAAUGCUCCUUACCUUAGGAAUAUCAUAAUAUCCAAAGGCAGUUGGGGAGUAUCUCACACUCGUGUCCCGACAGAAUCUAGACCUGGGCAUGUAGCUCUCAUAGCUGGAUUUUAUGAAGAUGUCAGUGCUGUUGCUAGAGGAUGGAAAGAAAACCCAGUGGAAUUUGAUUCCAUUUUCAAUGAAAGUAAAUACACUUGGAGCUGGGGAAGUCCAGAUAUUCUGCCUAUGUUUGCUAAAGGUGCUUCUGGGGAUCACGUUUACACUCAUUGUUAUAAAGCUGAAAGGGAAGACUUUGGAGCAGAAGAUGCCACUGCGCUUGACACUUGGGUUUUUGAUCAUGUUAAGGAUUUUUUCAGCUCUGCUAAAAACAAUGGAACAUUGUUUUCUAAACUGCACGAGCAGAAAAUUGUUUUCUUCCUGCACUUAUUAGGGAUAGACACAAAUGGGCAUGCUCAUCGACCGCAUUCAAGGGAAUACAAGAACAAUAUUAGGCAAGUUGAUAAAGGGGUAAGAAAAAUUGUUUCACUGGUCGAGGAUUUUUAUGGAAACGAUGGCAGCACAGCUUUUAUCUUGACUUCUGACCAUGGAAUGACAGAUUGGGGGACUCAUGGGGCCAGUCAUCCAUCAGAGACUUUAACACCACUAGUGGCUUGGGGAGCAGGCAUCAAGUAUCCACAGAGAGUCACCUCUCAACAAUAUGAAGACACAUUUUUAAAAGAGUGGAAACUGGAGACCUUAAAGCGGCAAGACGUCAACCAGGCUGAUAUAGCACCACUGAUGGCUUCUCUUAUUGGAGUCCCUUUCCCCCUGAACUCUGUGGGGAUUCUACCUCUGGAGUACCUGAACAAUACUGCUCAUUUUAAAGCAGAGAGCAUGAUUACGAAUGCUGUUCAGAUUCUUGAACAAUUUAAGGUUAAGAUGGCUCAGAAGAAGAAAACCACAUUAUCAUUCCUGUUUUCACCAUUCAAGCCUCUCUCUGGUUCAGAACAGAUUGACAUUCUUAGAAAAGCAAGGGCUUCUAUUCAUAAUGAGAAAUAUGGGGAAGCGGUAUCUCUUUGCAGCAAGCUGAUUAGCCUUGCUUUGGAAGGGCUCUCAUAUUAUCAUACGUACGAUAGGUUUUUCCUAGGCUUAAGUGUCACCAUGGGUUUUGUGGGCUGGACAUUUUAUGUAAUUCUGAUCAUUUUAAAGGCGCAUACUAAUCUGACGAGGAGCAUCGCAAAGAAUGAGGUAGCUGGCAGUCUUUUCCAGUAUACAUUUCUCGCUGUAGGAGUAUUAAUAGCCAUUUUUCUGCUCGUUCAAAGCUUGCCUUGGACUUACUACAUAUACUGUCUAUUACCAGUCCCAAUAUGGUAUGCAGUAUUGAAACAAUACCCUGUUAUUCAAGGACUGGCCACAUCUCUCUUGAACUUUCAGCCAGCUCAAUUUGCUGGUAUCUUACUAGUUUGCAUCUUGGGGAUUGAAAUAUUAGUUUUUUCUUUUUUCUAUCGCUCCACCCUCAGCUUUGGCCUGAUUGCCUUUUCCGCAUGGCCACUGGUCACUCAGCUGUGGAACCAAGCAAAGACAAUUGCGCUAAGCUGGAUUCUUUCAUGUUUGCUUCUGGCAGUCUUCCCCUUGAUGCCUGUUGUAGGAAGAGAGCCGAGUAUCUCUCUAGUAACAACAGCAGGCUUGCUGAUUCUGUUUAUGGCUUCAUCUUACCUGGUAGCAUGUCUCUGGAAAUGCAAAAAGAAAUGCAUGCAUCAUAAAGGUCUCAGAAUAUAUCUCUUUCAGUUGCUGAGUCUGGCAUUAUCCACUUACGUUGUGAAGAGUACUCACAGCAGUCUUCACAGCAAACAAGGAUUACCUGUAAUAAAUCAAAUUAUUAGCUGGACAACAUUAGCUUCGUCCUUGAUAGUGCCACUACUAAGUCCCACAUUUCUCUUCCUGCGGCUGCUGAGCAUAUUUCUUUCUUUGACGUCAACAUACCUUCUGCUUAGUACAGGAUAUGAAGCACUCUUCCUACUGGCAUUGGCUAUGCUAAUGUUUGUGUGGAUAAAUAUGGAACAAGAAGCAAUACAACGUUAUGGAGUUUCACUUAAGCCAAAGCUUGCUGCUCUCAGCUUUUCGUACACUGCUGAUCUAACACAGUUUCGACAACUCCAUGUGGAUGAUAUCAGAAGAUCUUUUUUCUAUGUUUUCUUCAUAGUGACAGCUUUUUUUGGUACUGGAAACAUAGCUUCUGUUAAUAGCUUUGAUCCAACUUCAGUCUAUUGCUUCUUGACGGUGUUCAGCCCUUUCCUGAUGGGAGCCUUGCUGUUGUGGAAGAUUGCCAUCCCUUUUGUUCUUGUGUCAUGUGCUUUUGAAGCUGUUCAAGUCACAACCCAGCUAUCAUCAAAAAGGCUUUUCCUCAUUGUUCUUGUGAUUUCAGACAUUAUGGCUUUGCACUUCUUCUUUCUGGUUAAAGAUUAUGGAAGCUGGCUGGAUAUUGGAACAAGUAUUAGCCAUUACGUUCUUGUGAUGUCCUUCACUAUCUUCCUGAUGCUCUUAAGUGGAGUGGCCCAGCUGCUCACUACAAAGAGACUAGAGCUUUGGGAAGAAACAAAGCACCAUUCAUUGUGACAAAUGAUUUGAGAUGUCCAUAUUGUUGGAGUCUUCAACCUUCCUAGGGGACAGAUAGAGUUAUGCGAUUGGCUGCCAGAAACUCCUAAAGAACUCGAUGCUACAGAAAACACCUUGACCCCCUUUCUCUUUGGAAUUGUAUCUUGCAUUCUUUUUUUAGAGAAAGGAACAUAGCUAUGAGCCUGUUGCCAAAAACUGAAUGAGUAUGUGACCUGUUUCAGUGUCGAAGAUGAGUGCCGUGCUUGAUUUCCCAGUGAGAGUCAAAUGGGUGACAAGGGAAGAAAUUAGCUCUGUGACUUUGCCCAAAAGGCACAUAAAAACUGUUCCAAGGCCUGCAGAUGAUAGGAAAGGAGAGAAUCUUGUCCAUUGUCCUUCCAAAUCAAAGUCCACUUCUGGACCAAAUAAUGGACUGAAAUGCGAAGAGAUCAACAUGAUGUGAAAUUUAUUGCUGCCUAUUUCUCACGUAGAGGUUAUAAGAUCAAGUUAAGAGACUUGUGUAUAAUGGGAUAAGACUAAAAACUUGAAUUUUUCUACUUUAAAAAGUGUGUGUGUGAGAGAGAUGGAUUCAUUCUUGUUUUAAAAGAAAAUGCUGCAAGUUACUUUUUACACGAUUAAUUUUAAUUUUAUAUGAUACACUUGAAAAACUGGCUCUCACCUCAAAAUGAAGCUGGGGGGAAAAGAAAAGAAAAGAAAAGCACCCCACUGAGAUUUUAUUUGUCAUAAUCUCACAACAGCCGUGUGAGUCAAUUUAGGCUGAAGGACAGUGACUUGCCCAUGGGCCACCUCAAGGAGCUGCAGAUCUGAGCAGAGACUGAAAUCCAGAUCCCCCUUCCUUCAAUUUCUAUUCAUUACACUGAAACAACAUGUUCUGUCUAAGCAGAACUGGCAAGCUGUUUAAAGCUACAGAGAAUGAAAAGCUUGUAUUUGGAAUCCCCUGUCACUUGGUAACGAAACUUACGAAGUGGAAUCAUAUACUGGAAUUCCCAAUGCUGGCAGGCUGGGAAAUGGCAUUUGUUUUGCACCCAAUGUCUUUAUGGGUGGCUGCUCAGUUAACUCUUUGCCUUCAGCUUCUAUACAAAGCAUCAGUUGGACAAUAGCAAAAUUCCUUUACUGCAACUUAACUUGUUCCUCUUUUAGUGCAGGUUUAAUGGGCUCCUAACAGUGUGAUCCUAUACAUGUCUAUUCAGAAGUCACAUUGAGUUCAAUGGGGCUUACUCCCAGGGAAGUGGGUAUUGCAGUCACAGUCUUAGAACACACCUGUAUCUGGUCUUCUUGUUUUCUGUGUCUAUGCCUGUUAACUUAUGCUUAGAUGAAUGAGUUGGGGGGUUGUUAGGAACAUAGGAAGCUGACAUACUGAGUCAGACCAUUGGUCCUUCUAGCUCAGUAUUGCCUACACUGACUGGCAAUGGCUCUCCAGGGUUUAAGACAGGGGUCUGUCCCAACCCUACCUUGAAAGCCAAGGAUUAAACCUGCGAUCUUCUGCAUUUAAGGCAGAUGCUUUACCACUGAGCUAUGGUCCUUCCCCCGGUUAUUAUUUAAUUAAUUUAUAUACUGCUUAAUGCCAAAAUAGGAUUCUAAGCAGUUUACAAAGUACACAUUAAAAUAUAAAUAUCCAUAAUUAAAAUAUACAAUAAAACAAUCCCAUUAAAAUAACACAGCAAUUAAAACAAUCAGGAGACCAGAGUCAAGGGAUCAAGGGAAGGCUUCUAUAAACAGGUAUUGUAUGAUUUCAGUCACCUUUCUGUGUUGGAUAUAUAAUACAGAUGGUAAUGAUCCUGGAAAAGCAAAUAUGAGUCACACUCUGCAGAUUGAAACCCACACUCAUUGGCAUCGCUGGGAGGCAUCAGUGUGACUGCUAUUUGGGCACUCUCUUGUGUGACCACCAGGUCUCAGCAAUUCUGUGCUAUAACUACAGCCUGCCAAUAAACUGCUGCGCCUUGUCACUUUUUAUUACAUGUUGUUAGGCAUUUGCUAAUAGGUUUACAUUUGGAGAAUGACAGCUACCCACUGAAACCAGCUUUUCAGCAUGGGAUGAAACGAUAUGGUAGAACAAUAAGCGAUUUGAUGCCAGUUUUAACCCACUUUUUACACAGAAUUUAUUUUAAAAAAAGACAAUGAGUAGAUAAUAAAGUUCCCAAUAUUGGUAUAGAAGUACUCUUGAAUAAUUUGAAAUAUACUAACAGAAAAUAAACAUACCAUCAUUUUUGUUAAAUAGAAUGAAAAAUGCUCUGGUAACUUCCAGAUUGGAUUUUUGCAAUGUGUUCUACGUGGACUGUCCAUGAAGACAACUCAGAAAUUUCAAUUGGUCCAAAGGGCAGCAGCCAGAUUACUGGCUGGAGUUCCAUUUAGAUCUCCUAUAACCCCUGGUUUGGUUACCAGUUCAUUUCUGGACCUGAUUUAAGGAGCUUAUGUUCAUAUUUAAAGCCCUAAUUGAUUUAGGCCCCAAAUAUCUAAAAGACCGCCUCCUUUCCUACAGACCCUGUAGGGUGGUAAGAUCAGCAGAAGGCCUUCUUGGUAGUUCUGCUGCCCUCAGAAGCUGGGGAGGGGAAGGUGGCCUGGGAGAAGGCAUUCUCUGUGACAGCCCCUAAGAUGUGCAACUCCCCACAGAGGUCUGGCCCCUUCAUUAUAUAGUUUUCAGCAAAUGCUGAAGAUGUGCCUCCUUUCCCUGGCCAAUUACACCUGAGAAGUAUAUUUGUAGGACCAGCCUUAUUUUUGUGGUUGUAAAUUGUUUAAAACUGUUUUUAACUUAUUUUAAAUUGUUGCAACCUGUCUUGAGACCUUAGGGUAAAGGAUGGGUAAUAUAUUGUUGUAAUUAUUAUUGUUGUUAUUAUUAGCUGCCAUUCUCUGGACUUGUCAUGAUAUCUGAAUGCAAAUGCAGCAAUAAUGCAAAUACAAAGAAGUAUGGGAUAUUGAAGUCUCACUUAAACAAGCACUCAGACUCCCUAGAAGACAAUGAACAAUAGGAAUUAAAAAGAUUUAAAAGGUUAUUUCCCCCCCCCUAAGUACUCAAAGCAGUUCAUAUAUAAUAGGCCCAUUUUAAAUGUUGCUUUUCACUCACAAUUGCAGCCAAAAAGGCAUUCACCAUGCAGGAAAACUACAUGGCAAGGAGUAAUGUUUUAAAAUCCUCUUUUAUUUAUGUAGUUUCAAUGUGUGGAGUGAUUGCACACCAGUAGCAGCUGCCCCCUAUAUAUCUCCCCCUUUUGGUUUUGAGGACCUCAAUACAGGCUGUGUUGCAGCUGCCAUUGUCAUCGGAGGCGAGGUAGACAACGAGGAGGAGGAGGCAUGGUUUGCUUACUCUGGGAAAAGGCUUGUUGGCAACAACGACAGGUGGUAAGUAAGGCUUCAACUGAUCUUCACAAAAGGGAAGGCCUUAUAUGCUGUGUUCAUGCCCAGGUUGAUAAACUGCAGCUCCCAGAAUUCAUAUCACCACCUUUCCCAGUUAACUUUCCUGCGCACCUUGUUUCAAUGAGAAUAAACAGUACCAGCAGAAUGCAUAGAAUCAUAGGAAGCUUUGUAUAGAGAUUGGCGCCUAAUAUUGUCUAUUCUGACUGGCAUUGGCUUUCCAAGGUCUCAGGUAGAGGUCUUUCCCAUCACUUUCUAUUUGAUCAUUUUGACUGGAGAUGCCAGGCUCUAGCAUUGAGUUACGAUUUGCAUGCUAUCUUCUCUCACCUUUGACACAGGGAAUGCGGGGCAACACAACACAUUGAGGAACCUAUAAGACUGUACUUGUCCACACCAGAUGCUGCCGGAAUGGGCUUCCAAAUGCAUAUCACCCUAGCUUGGUUGUGUUUUUAGCUUAAAUUUGGUUGUGUUGAUAUAUAUAUGUAUUGUUUUUAUUUCUGUUGUACGUCGCCUAGAGUGUCCCUAACCCGGACAGAUAGGCGACUGAAAAAUAAAAUUUUAUUAUUAUUA